AUGCUGUCAGAUAACAUGAAACAAAAGAGCGAAAAGAAACUCAUUGCUGAUUUCGACGCUGUUUCAUUAUAUCCAUCCGCUAUAGCAAGACUUUAUACUUUAGAAGGUAUUCCAAAGGUUAUGAAGAAAGAAAUGUUAAGCACAGAGUAUCUCAUGAGACAUUUAUUCGAUGACGACCAAAAGGAACCCAUUGGUGAAAAGUUUAUGUCCGGCUUCUUUGUUCUCAUUAAGAUAACAGAGAUUGGAAUACAUAGACACUUUCCUUUAAUAGUUUGUGACCCUGAACUAAAUCCAGAACUUAACGUUCCCAGAAGUUCAAACACAUGCUGUUUAAUGUAUGUUGACCAUAUAACAUUACAAGACCUCAUAAAAUAUCAAGGUGUCAAAUGUGAAGUGUUGCAAGGAUACUAUUACGAUGGAAACAGAGAUAUUAGAAUAAGAGAUGAAGUAAAGAAGUUGUUUGAGUUAAGGUUAAAGUAUAAGAAAGAAGGAAAUCCUUUGCAAGAAAAUAUAAAGCUCAUUCUGAACAGUAUUUAUGGCAAAACUAUUCUAUCUCCUAUUGAGUCAAAAAUAACCAUAGUAAAUGACAAAGAUGCUAUAAGAUAUGCCAUCAGAAACUACAACCAUAUAGUGAAGUUCGAAGGUUUGGAUGGUUCAGAUAAAACUAUUUUCAAGCUAACGAAAAGCAUUUGCAGACACUUUAACUUCUGUCCACUUGGUGUUAACAUUCUGUCUAUGUCGAAGAGAAUAAUGUGUGAAGUAUUCUGUACUGCAGAAGAUAUGGGACUUCAAAUAUUUUACCAGGACUGUGAUAGCAUGCAUAUUUUCAAUGAAGACAUACCAAAGCUUGCAGCAGAGUUUAAGAAGAGAUACGGUCGCGAACUUAUAGGAAAGAACCUUGGUCAAUUUCAUUCUGACUUCGCAGAAAUAACACCUGGAAAACAAAGUUUAGCAUACAAGUCAAUAUUUUGUGGAAAGAAGACCUACAUAGACUUACUCACGAAUGAUUUAAAUGAAGUUGCAUUCCAUGCACGUUGUAAAGGUGUCAAACAAGACGUCCUUGCUUUAACAGCAAAUGAAAUGUUUCCUGAAGCUAUACAAUGCUAUUACAAUGAAGAUAAGAACAUUCACAUACCUGUUGGAACAUAUGACAAAGACUCUGAGUUCA
Molecule: messenger RNA, 1168 nt
Organism: Trichomonas vaginalis G3
Lineage: Eukaryota; Parabasalia; Trichomonadida; Trichomonadidae
Product: organellar and viral DNA polymerase type B
Exons: 1
Biological process (GO): DNA replication
Molecular function (GO): DNA-directed DNA polymerase activity; DNA binding; nucleotide binding
Source: RefSeq, a predicted model, not a curated record